Messenger RNA from Gordionus sp. m RMFG-2023, 832 nucleotides. RefSeq names its product homeobox protein 3-like. The transcript has 11 exons. NCBI's taxonomy places the organism in Eukaryota, Metazoa, Nematomorpha, Gordioida, Chordodea, Parachordodidae. The coding region runs from base 1 to 756 and encodes 251 amino acids. The record is from RefSeq and is a predicted model, not a curated record.
AUGGACAUUAGAAAAUAUUUACUAAGUAACAAAAAAAAUUUACCAGCUAAUAUCUCAUGCAAUUUAUGCCCUGUUGAAAAUGAUAAGCAUGAUAUAAAUACACGAGGCUCUAUUGAAAAUAAUAAGGAUGAUGUAAAUACACCAGAAUUUAAAAUUAAACACCUAGUCAUAGUUUUAACUAAAUUAAAAUUGCCAGUACAAACCACUUUGGAUAUACCCAAACGUAGGAGGGAAGAAAAUGAUCUUGAUACACUCAUUUAUAUACCCAAAGACCAUAUAAAAUCACUACCUAAUUUAGAUAUAUCAAGUAUUACAUUUAAUAAAAAUGAUGAUAGUCAACAAAAUGAACAUACCAAAUCACUAAUUAAUAUAGAAAAUCAAAAUUUUAAUGAUGAACUUGAUACCAUAAGCAACAAUUUACCACCCACAUCAGAAAAUCAGAAUUUUAAUGAUGAACUUGAUACCAUAAGCAACAAUUUACCACUCACCUCAGAAAUACCUAGAUACUCUAUAAAAAAUUAUGAUAAAAAUAAGCUAAAUACACUUGAUCACUUCAAAUCUCUACCUAGUAAAAGUAUAUCAAGUAUCACAUUGAAGAAGAAUGAUAGUAGUCAACAAAAUAUUAUAGGCUGUAUCAAUUUAGAAUUUAAAGGAAUAUCUCAAUUAAUAUUCACACCAAGGGGUAAAAAAAAUAGUGAUAACAAACAAAAAAAUACACUAAGUCACAACAAAUCACUAUCUAAUAAAUAUAUAUAAAAAAUCUAGGGAGAAUUUAAAUGGAAAUGAAGUUCCACUCAUGUCAGCAAUUCCCACAUACUCCAGAAAACUAAAG